Molecule: messenger RNA, 1198 nt
Organism: Synchiropus splendidus (mandarinfish)
Lineage: Eukaryota; Metazoa; Chordata; Actinopteri; Syngnathiformes; Callionymidae
Gene: trh
Product: thyrotropin-releasing hormone
Exons: 3
Coding region: 129-905 (258 amino acids)
Biological process (GO): hormone-mediated signaling pathway
Cellular component (GO): extracellular region
Molecular function (GO): thyrotropin-releasing hormone activity
Source: RefSeq, a predicted model, not a curated record
GACUUGGCCAAACGGGUCACCCACAAACUCUGCGCGGGGCCCGAAAUAUAUACUCGUGAUUGGCAGCGGUGCGUAACAUCGGAGCGGACACUUUUGGAAACUUCCAGCAGAGUGAACAUUAAACAAGGAUGAAGCCGACGGGUCUGCUCAUACUGGCUUCUGUCAUUGUGUGGAACUUGACAACGUCCAGUGGUCAGGGGGUGCCCACUGUGGAUGAGACAGACCCACGGAUCAUUGACGACUUCAUCCUGCAGAGAGCAGAGAGCCUGCUCUUGCGAUCCCUCCUCAGAAAGAUGCAGGAUGAAGACGACACCGACGGUGGACUGCUAUCCCAGCCUGAGUGGUUGUCUAAACGACAGCAUCCCGGGAAGAGGUUCAGCGAAGUUCUGGAGAAGCGGCAGCAUCCAGGGCGGAGGGACGAGGAAGAGGACGAGGAGGAUGAGCCCGACUUGGACAUCCAGCGGAGGCAACAUCCGGGCAAACGCGAAGAUGAAAUGCACUCGUUCGUGGAGUUCCAAAAAAGACAACACCCCGGAAAGCGGUCCACAGUUGAGAAUCCCAUGACACUGCUCGGUGAAAUUACCAAGCGGCAACACCCGGGAAAGCGAUACUUGCUGCUGCAGAGCAAGAGGCAGCAUCCAGGUAAGCGACACCCCGAAGACGAGGACGGAGAUGUGGGCUGGGAUGGAGAGGAAGACCUGGCGCUGAUGGAGAAGCGACAGCAUCCCGGUAAGCGAUUUUGGGACAACUCGAAUCCUGCUUUGGGUACAAGCAGUCCCUGUGAUCUAUUGGACCCCACGAGCUGCAGCAAGACCAGUCUGCUGCUCGACUUUUUAGACAACCUUAACAAGAGCCACACGGAGGAGAAGAGACAGCACCCUGGGAAGAGGUUUGCAGAGGACUGAUCGCUGAUUUACUCUGAAUAUUUACGUGUACAAUAAUAACAAAUGAAAAAUAAAAUAAACAAUUUGACUUUACGUGUUACAUAUUUUUUCCUUCGGACAACGUGGGCAUGAUUGUCCACUAAAAUGUUGGAAAUUAUAUUUUGUUAAGAGCCAGAUGUUGACCUGAUAUUUAAAGAAAUAGUCGAGCAAUUGUGAGUAAACUGUAUGUUUGUAGACAAGGAACGUGACAGCUUUAUUUUAGAGUUGAUGCCUCUGUGAAGCAUCAUGUUUGUUUGGUUAAAUAAAUGAAUUUA